GAGAGAGAGAAACAAAAAGGUGAAGGAGUGGGAGUAACGUAUUGAGUAGUCAGAGAGAGAGAGAAGUUCGCAGUGGCGAGAGUGAGGAGCAAUUGUGCGCGCGCGCGCGCGCACCUAUUGUGAAAAGUGAGGGAGAAAGAUAAGACGAUAGUGUAUGCGUUGAAGCGAGAGAGAAGAUUCGGCAGGUUGGAUGGAUGCUGGUCCACUGCACGGUGGGGAGUCCACCGUGCACCGUGCAUUCGGUUGUGUUAUACUCUAAAGGCCUAAAUGCGCGCCAGAUAGAAGACAGAAAACUCUUUUUAACGGCGUAAUUACCGACGAAUUGAUUUUGACGCGGUUGGAUCCCGAACGAAAGCUCAUGGUGGUGUGGGGCUGAUAGUAGUAGUAUAGAGUAUGCUGUCGCGCCAUCUUUAUACCGGAAAAGAGGGGACCUCCCUUUGACCAGUUCUCUAUCUUUCUUCAAACUAAUAAUUUCGAUUCUAUCAAUAACCAAGGUUAUCUUUAACAGUGUUAACACGAUCCAAAUAUUCGAGGAUUAUCUUACGUUUGUUCGCUUCAGUUCGUUUCGUUUCGUUUCGUUUCGUUCCUUCGUUUGUUUGUUUGUUUUUUGUUUCGUUUCUUUUUUGUUUUUUUUUUUCGUUAUUUCUUUUUUUAUUUUUGUUUUUUCAAAUAUAUCGAAUAUAUUUCCUCCUCCAAUCCCCACCCCUCCCCCGAUGAAAGAGUAGUGCAUAUUUGUAUGCAGAAAUUUUUCUUUUUUAUUAUUAUUAUUUUUGCUUUUUUUCCCUCCUUUUUCUCCUCGUCUCUUCGUUUUCCCAUUUUUGAUUUCCCGUUUUUUCGAUUCUCUUUUCUUUGCUUCUCUUCUUUGUUUGUUUCUUUUUUCUUUUUCUCCUAAGAAUCCUUUUGACGGUGUUCACGUCAAGUGCAUGGAAUAAUGUUAGUGUACAUUUUUUGAAAUAUACGAGAAAAAUAAACGAUCGACUAAACACGACGGUGACACAUAUCUCUGUUUAAUUCGUUUCCGUGAACCAUUUCCGAUGUUUUAGAUUUGCUUUUUUUCUGAUUCUUCUUUUCUUUCUUUCUUUUUUUUUUUUUUUUAUUUAUUUAUUUAUUUUAUUUUGUUUUUUUAUUUUUUCUCCCUUCUUCUUUAUAUCGAACCAACGAUGACAACGUUUAUACCUGUGAAACAUCCACCUAUUGGUUAUUAAAUACGGAUAUAGACAUCUUUCAUUCUCGUAGAACGAAACAUUUCGAAUAAAAAAAAAAAAGAACAAAAGAAAAGAAGAGAAAAACAACAAAUUAGAAGAAGAAAGAAUCAACGAAGUGUCCACAAGAUAUCCAAUUGAAAACGAGAAGUCGUAAUUUUCACUUAAAAAAAAAAAAAAAUUUGUUUAUAUAUAUAUUCACGAAAAUCGCGGAUACUGAGUGCCAGUCGUUAAGCCAGAAGAUGAUAAAGAAAGAUUGCCCUUCUUUCGUUAUUUUUCGUUUCUUUUUAAAUUCAACUAUGAGGCCGAAGAGUUUGUUAAGGAACAACUGUGGAUUUGGCGUUUCGUUUUCCGAAGUAUGUCAAGCACCGACGGCUUGAUAAAAGUGCUCGCCACUUUUGAGAAGUCGGUGGUGUGCUGAAAUCGCUUUGCGACAAGGGAGACUAAUUGGUCCUCGCCUGUUCUGAGGCGCCAAUGAGAAGCCUGCUCUUAUUCAAGAAAGAAAGAAAGAAAGAGAAGAAAUAUUAAUCGCAAUGAUAGACUCACAACGACGACGAUGACGACGACGACGACGACGACGAAUCACGUGCUUAUUUUUACUCGAAGAAGUCCGUCGGUGAUUCUUGCAAUGUAGCGAACAGCCCAACUUCAGAUCUUACCUUAGAUCUCAGCAAUACUCGGCAUCAUUAUCAUCAUCAUCAUCGUCAUCACCAUCACCAUCAUCAUCGACGUAACGACAACCAGAAUCAAAACCACAACAACAAUAACAGUCUUAUCAAUAACAACAAUAAAAAUAACAACGAUAACAACAACUCGAUAAGCCUUGUGACGAGCGAACCUCAAGAAAUCGUGAUGAAGGAGAAAAGUAAGACAGCGGCCCGAUGGCGUCGGGAAAAAGAAAACAAGGAAUACCUCGAACUUGGAAAACUUUUACCGCUUCCAUCAACGAUCACUUCACAAUUGGACAAGGCCAGUAUCAUCAGGCUAACCACUAGCAACCUCAAGAUGAGAGCAUUAUUUCCUCACGGACUGGGUGAUGACUGGGGUACUAGACCACCGCCUAGUAGUCCUUUGGAAGCUGGUAUUAAAGAAUUAGGAUCACUUUUUUUGAAAACUCUAGACGGUUUCGUAUUCGUUGUGACACCCGAUGGAAAAAUCGUUUAUGUUAGUGAAACAGCGAGUGUACACCUAGGAAUGUCUCAGGUUGAAUUGACAGGUAAUAAUAUAUACGAAUACAUUUGUCAGUACGACCACGAAGAGAUGUUUUCGGUGUUGAAUCUCCCACAAAAUCCGGCAGAUCUCACCGAUUUUAUGUUUCCACCUCCGAACUCACGCGGUGAAAUCGAUCUAGAACGUGUCUUCUUUCUGAGAAUGAAAUGUAUCUUAGCGAAGAGAAGCGCUGGUCUUGUCACGGAAGGAUACAAGGUUAUUCAUUGUUCGGGUUACCUCAAGUGCAUCAUUGAAAGUUCAACUGGGUCAGAAUACGAAGACGGUGGUACUGCUGGUAGAUGCAUCAGAAAUAUUUGUCUCUUAGCCGUCGGCCAUUCCUUUCCAACUUCUGCCAUUACGGAAAUCAAACUUUAUAACAAUAUGUUUAUGUUCAGAGCGUCCCUCGAUCUCAAGAUGAUAUUCAUCGAUUCGAACGCAACGAAUUUAACAGGCUACCAACCACAGGAUCUCAUCGAAAAAACUCUCUAUCAUUAUGUACAUGGAAGCGACGCGUUGCACUUGAAACAAGCACACCGAGUUCUAUUACGAAAGGGUCAAGUAACAACGAAGUACUACAGAUUUCUAACGAAAUUGGGCGGUUGGGUGUGGAUGCAAUCAUAUGCCACGGUCGUUCAUAAUACAAGAAGCUCAAGGCCUCAUUGCAUCGUCUCAGUGAAUUAUAUUUUAACAGAGAUUGAAAACAUGGGACUGGUGUUGAAUUGCGUCGAGGGACCUUGUUCGACAAGUCCUGGAAACCCAUCUAGCACGGCCUUAACUACUCCAACAACAAGUGCUAAUACAAACAAAUUGGAAAAUCACAGUCCAAGUUCGCCGUCCUUUCGUGGAAGAGUUAAGGAAUCACCAGAUACAGAUUAUACAGACAGUUCUGGUUAUUCUGGCACAGAAUUUAUAGCCUGUUCUACAAAUUACAGUCACUUUCUUUCGUCUCCUUAUGCUGUUAAUGGACCGAUACUAGAAGAUGGCAUUUAUUACAAUACCGAAGUUUUUCAUUUGUACGGAGAUAUAAAUCACGAUCCACUUACCACGGUACCACCACCGCCACAACAACAACAACAACCACAACAACAACAACAACAACAACAACAACAACAACAGCAACAGCAACAACAACAACAACAAGAAACACAUCAUCAUCAAAUACAAAGUAAUCAACAGAGGAGGCCAUAUUCUACGUCAUCCAGUUCUUGCGGUAGCACCGAUACUAUGGAUAAUCAUUUACCUAGUCCAAUCGGUUUACAUUCUAUUCCGUCGGGAUAUCAUCCUCCUCCUCCUGCACCUCAUCCAUCUCAUCAUCAUCCUCAUCAUCAUCAUCAACAUCAUCACCACCAUCAUCACAAUCAACAUCAGCUUGCAGACUCGACCUCGUCAAGCAUCACGGAAACAGGUGGCAGUGUCAUCAUGUAUUCUGAUUGUGGCUUUGAUAACAACGACGUUUACAAUGGUGUACCAACAACUCCGACGACCCUUCAACAUCACGAUACCUCUUAUCAGUCACAAAGAAAUACAAACGGAACUGCUGGUAGCAAUGUUAAACAACAGGCCCAACAUCAUCACCAUAUCGAACAAUCGACCGCCGGUUACACAAGUGUUAUCGUCGACUCUCAACAAUACAGUCCAAAUCCUACGCAAGAUCUUCAUCCCCAUGCUCAUCAUCAGGCUGUCACAUCGAGUGGUAGCACGUCUCCUCUAGUAACGCAUCAUCAGCAUUAUUACGAAACGCAUCACCAAUUCGUUCACUGACACCAAACGAUGAUGCGAGUAAUGCUUGUCGUCGAGACAUCAACAAGCUUACGAAUUCAAUGAUUCUAGGAACCAAUGAUUAUUCUGCAAUUUUAUUGCGAUUUAAUCUGGCUCUUUUGAAGUAUAAUGAAUGUAAGGAACAAACAGAAAAAAAAUAUUAAUAAUAAUAAUAAUAAUAAUAAUAAUAAUAAUAAUAAUAAUAAUAAUAAUAAUAAUAAGAAUAAGA
Messenger RNA from Vespa velutina, 4398 nucleotides. It is a transcript of the gene sim, whose product is annotated as single-minded homolog 2. The coding region runs from base 2055 to 4172 and encodes 705 amino acids. Gene Ontology annotation, biological process: regulation of transcription by RNA polymerase II. Gene Ontology annotation, cellular component: cytoplasm; nucleus; transcription regulator complex. The record is from RefSeq and is a predicted model, not a curated record. Gene Ontology annotation, molecular function: DNA-binding transcription factor activity, RNA polymerase II-specific; RNA polymerase II transcription regulatory region sequence-specific DNA binding; protein dimerization activity. NCBI's taxonomy places the organism in Eukaryota, Metazoa, Arthropoda, Insecta, Hymenoptera, Vespidae. The transcript has 10 exons.